AUGCGUCUUGAUGAUGCAUUAUGGGCAUAUAUGACAGCCUACAAAACACUAUUUGGGAUGUCACCUGACUCACCUUAUCGGAUGCUUUUUGGCAAAAUGUGUCAUCGGCCUGUAAAGCUUGAGCACAAGGCUUUAUGGGCAGUUAACAAGAUAAAUUUCUAUUGGGAUAAAGUUGGGCAAGCAAGGAAGCUAGAGAUCCAAGAAUUUGAGAAAAAUAGGCGAGAGGCCUAUGACAAUGUUGUUUUCUACAAAGAGAAGAUGAAGAAAGCCCAAGAUGCUAUUACACAGAAAGAGCAGUUUGAUUAUGGGCAACAAGUGUUGUACCAGACACACUUCAAAUUUUUCAAAGGGAAGCUGGGGACCUAA
Molecule: messenger RNA, 366 nt
Organism: Salvia miltiorrhiza (redroot sage)
Lineage: Eukaryota; Viridiplantae; Streptophyta; Magnoliopsida; Lamiales; Lamiaceae
Exons: 1
Coding region: 1-366 (121 amino acids)
Source: RefSeq, a predicted model, not a curated record